Messenger RNA from Mastomys coucha (southern multimammate mouse), 1880 nucleotides. RefSeq names its product MAS related GPR family member G (gene Mrgprg). The transcript has 2 exons. Gene Ontology annotation, molecular function: G protein-coupled receptor activity. The record is from RefSeq and is a predicted model, not a curated record. NCBI's taxonomy places the organism in Eukaryota, Metazoa, Chordata, Mammalia, Rodentia, Muridae. The coding region runs from base 127 to 996 and encodes 289 amino acids. Gene Ontology annotation, cellular component: membrane. Gene Ontology annotation, biological process: G protein-coupled receptor signaling pathway.
AGGGAAUUUAGGGGCCAGGAGGAGCUCAAGACAACAAGUGUGGACUGAGCGAGCUGGAGACAGCCACUGUCAGCAGGCGGUCAGCAGGUGAGGGGCCUCCCAGAGCACCCACGGAAGCCAGCCAGGAUGUUCUCCAUAUUCAACAUCUGGGGCACGUUCAACAGAGUGCUCUUCUUCCUCAGCCUCACCGUCAGCCUCGCAGGGUUGGUGGGCAACGCUCUGCUGCUCUGGCACCUCGGUCUGCACAUCAAGAAGGGUCCCUUCAACACCUACCUGCUGCACCUGGCUGCUGCCGAUUUCCUCUUCCUCUCCUGCCAAGUUGGUUUCUCUAUUGCCAAGAUCGUGUCGGGCUAUGAGGAUACAGUCUAUUUCCCGGUCACCUUCCUGUGGUUUGCUGUGGGGCUCUGGCUGCUGGCUGCCUUCAGUGUGGACUGCUUCCUCACCUACAUACUCCCCUCCCUUUGCAGCCCCAACCGCCGUCCCAGGUACACCUCAUUUGUCCUCUGCCUUGUGAUCUGGGCCCUGACCAUGCCGGCCGUGCUGUGGCCAGCCAACGCUUGUGGCCUGCUGUACAAUGGAGUGAGUCUGCUGGCCUGCCUCAAGUACCACUGGGUCAGUGUCGUUUGGCUAGCAGUACUGUCUGGUACAGCAUGUGGGGCAAGCACGUUUCUCUUAAUCUUUGGGAACUGCUGCUCUACACAACCACCCCCCAAGUUCUGCAAGUUGGCCCAGUGCUCCGGGAUCCUUCUGUUCUUCUGUCGCCUACCCCUGGUUGUCUACUGGUGCCUGCGGCCAGUCAUAAAAUUCCUGCUCCCCUUCUUCUUUCCACUGGCCAUCCUCCUGGCCUGCAUUGACAGCAGUGCAAAGCCCCUCUUGUACUACAUGAAGGGCAAGCAGCUCAGGAAGGACCCACUGCUGGUAGCCCUAAACAGGGCUUUGGGGGAAGAGGCCCAGUCAAGUCUUGGGGGGCUAUCCCUGCCCAUGAGCCCAGUGUAGAGAGUGGCCAUCGUACACCCACCUGCUCUGCCCUCAUAGCUGCCAGGGGAUCCAAGUCUUGCUCAAACCCUUGCCAUCGCCAGAGGAAGCCAUUUUGUGGCUUCCUCUUGUAAGCAGGGGUGAAGGGAAACGGGUCAGACUGCAUAUUGAACACGCAGAGGAGACUGCAAGGAGGACAGGAACAGACAGGGUUGGGGGAGGGAACAGGUGCAUGAAGGAGGAUCCCAGAACUACACAUGUGUCCUACAUUCUUCUGCCCCUACAGCAUCCUACCUGAGAAAACUGCCCCUCAACCCCAGUAGACCAGGGGCUUUGCUUCCUUCUGCCGUAGAUGGGUCAGGUGGCUGGAACUACAGCAUCAGCUCCUGGGAAGCAUUCUCUGCUCUUGGGGGACACUGAGGCCUUGUGUUGGAUACAUCCACUAGUGGACCUCAUCUAGACUGUUCUUUCUCCCACCCUCACUCCAACAUUCCCCGCAAAACCUCACUAUCCAGGUGAUGACACUGGGCAGGCUGCCUCCCCAAUUCUCCAGCCUGGUGUUACUACUCACAGUGGCCACAAGGUGGAGCUGUUUCAUCACUAAAUAGACUCAGUCUGUCCUGUGCCCAGGGCUACCCCAAGUUCUUGCUUCCUGGGCACUUCUGCUUCUCAGGUGUCGCCAAGGGCUGUCACAGUGCCACAGGGGACCCUGGAUCCUACCCAGAUACCACCCCAUGCCCAGUUCUAAGCUCUUCCAGGACUGUGCUCACUCAAGCUUUUUCUACAGACAUUGAUUGACCUCCCUGCCAGCUUAACCUACAGUUCGAGAAAAGAGAGAGAGCGCUAAGCUUCCAAAGUACCCAUUAUUUUGUACAUUUAUGAUGUUUCUUUAAUAAUUAAAAUGA